GACGCGGUAUUCGGAGAGCGCGACGGCAACGCGACGGUGUACGAGUCAGCCGCGCAGCCCGUGGUGCGAGCCGUGCUCCGCGGCGUCAACGGCACCGUCAUGGCGUACGGCCAGACGUCGUCCGGUAAGACGCACACCAUGUCCGGCAGUGACGCCGACCCGGGAGUCAUGUCGUUGGCGCUCAGGGAUAUCUUCGACGCGGUCCGCGCGGACGAGCACACGCGAAGGUACGACGUUCGGUGCUCCUACAUGGAGAUUUACAACGAGGAGAUUCGCGAUUUGCUCUCGCGCGAUCCCGACGGCAACCGAUCGCACAUCAAGCUCGUCAACGGCCACAACGGCCUGACGCAGGUGCUGAACCUCGAGGAACGCGUCGUCAAAUCGAGCGAAGAGGUGAACGACGUGGUGGCGGCGGGUUUGAAGCGGAGGCAGGUUGGCCGGACCGCCAUGAACCACGUCUCGUCCCGAUCGCACGCCGUGUUGCGCAUCAAGGUGGCGUCCGCGCCUCUCAUCGAGGGCGAUCCCAGCGCGGCACCCGCGACGGUGUCCACGCUGUACGUGGUGGACCUGGCGGGCAGCGAACGCGCGGCGCAGAACACGUCCAAGACGACGAAGAAGGAGGGAGCCGCCAUCAACCAGUCGCUGCUCACCCUUCGCCUGUGCGUGCAGAGGCUGGCGAAGGACGCGGAGGACGGCACGGAGAACACAUCGCACGUGCCCUACCGCGACAGCAAGCUCACGCGGAUCCUGCAGCCCGCGCUGGCGGGACCGGGGAGGACCGCCAUCGUCGCCGCGGUGACCCCGGCGGCUGGCAACGCGCAAGAGACGUACUCCACGCUGAAUUUCGUGGGCACCGCCAAGUCGGUCAAGAUGGACGCCAAGGUGAACGUCGUCAACCACGGGUCGGGCGCCAACCUGACGAGCGAGGAGCGCAAGGUGCUGGCGGACCUGCGCGCC
Messenger RNA from Micromonas commoda, 957 nucleotides. RefSeq lists its product with no specific name. Gene Ontology annotation, molecular function: ATP binding; microtubule motor activity; microtubule binding. Lineage: Eukaryota; Viridiplantae; Chlorophyta; Mamiellophyceae; Mamiellales; Mamiellaceae. Gene Ontology annotation, biological process: microtubule-based movement. The record is from RefSeq and is a predicted model, not a curated record. The transcript has a single exon. The annotation marks the transcript as partial.